Coccinella septempunctata (seven-spotted ladybird) is the source of this 2427-nucleotide messenger RNA. Its product is annotated as threonine--tRNA ligase 1, cytoplasmic. NCBI's taxonomy places the organism in Eukaryota, Metazoa, Arthropoda, Insecta, Coleoptera, Coccinellidae. Bases 143 to 2299 code for a protein of 718 amino acids. Gene Ontology annotation, cellular component: cytoplasm. Gene Ontology annotation, biological process: threonyl-tRNA aminoacylation. The transcript is spliced from 11 exons. The record is from RefSeq and is a predicted model, not a curated record. Gene Ontology annotation, molecular function: threonine-tRNA ligase activity; ATP binding.
UAUAUGUCACACACUUCUGUGAAGCAAAGUUAACCUAAGAUAAACUUAGCUAGUCGCUAGCAUAUGCUUCGAAUAUAUUAGUACUAUUGACUUAAAACUAUCUAGUAUUAUUUUUCAUUCCUUUUGUAUUUGUAAAGUAGAAAUGGGAGAUACAGAUAAAUUAGCAACAAAAAUGGAAAACGUGGAAAUAAGCAAGCAAGAUAAAGGCGAAAAGGCUAAAUUGAAGAAGGACAAGAAAUCUGCUGGGGGUGGUGAUAAAACAACUCUUAAGGAGUUGAAUCCUCUACCUGAUUAUAUUAACGAUAGAUUAAAAUUGUGGGAUAAGCUUAAAAGUAAAUACACAGAGGAAUUGGCUAGUAAGCCACAUAAUCCUAUAAAAAUUACAUUACCAGAUGGGAAAGUUGUUGAUGGGAUAUCCUGGCAAACAACUGCUUAUGAUGUUGCUAAAGGGAUAAGCCAAGGUUUAGCAGAUAAUGCUGUAAUUUCCAAAGUAAAUGGUGUUCUUUGGGACUUAGACAGACCUUUAGAGAACAACUGCAAUUUAGAACUACUGAAAUUUGAUAAUCCUGAAGCACAAGCGGUGUUUUGGCAUUCUUCUGCACAUAUUUUAGGUGAAGCUCUUGAACGAAUAUAUGGGGGUUGUCUUUGUUAUGGCCCACCUAUAGAAAAUGGUUUUUACUAUGAUAUGCAUUUGGAUAACAAAAGUGUCACUGCAGGCGAUUUUCCAGCUGUUGAAGGUCUCAUGAAAAAUAUUGUUAAAGAAAAGCAACCUUUUGAAAGGUUAGAAAUGACCAAGGAGGAUCUUCUGGAGAUGUUCAAAUACAACCAAUUCAAAGUGAGAAUUCUCAAUGAGAAAGUGGACACUCCAACAACAACUGUUUAUAGGUGUGGUCCACUUAUUGAUCUCUGCAGAGGACCCCAUGUAAGACACACUGGAAAAAUUAAGGCUCUCAAAGUGACCAAGAAUUCAUCUACUUAUUGGGAAGGCAAAGCAGAUGCUGAAACUCUACAAAGAGUUUAUGGAAUAAGCUUCCCAGAUCCUAAGCAACUAAAAGAGUGGGAAAAACUGAUGGAGGAAGCUGCAAAACGGGAUCAUAGGAAACUUGGAAGGGAGCAGGAAUUAUUCUUCUUCCAUGAGUUGUCACCAGGUUCUUGCUUCUUCCAACCUAAAGGUGCUCAUAUCUAUAACACCCUUAUAAAUUUCAUCAAAAAAGAAUACAGGAAGAGAGGUUUUCAAGAAGUUGUGACCCCAAAUAUAUUCAAUGCAAAGUUGUGGCAAACUUCUGGCCAUUGGGCUCAUUAUGCCGAAAACAUGUUCCAAUUUGAUGUUGACAAGGAUACUUUUGCCUUGAAACCUAUGAACUGUCCCUCCCACUGCUUAAUUUUCGACAAUCGCACCCGCUCGUGGAGAGAAUUGCCGCUUCGACUUGCAGACUUUGGAGUUCUCCAUCGUAAUGAAAUCUCCGGCGCUCUUACUGGUCUCACUAGAGUUCGUAGGUUCCAGCAAGAUGACGCUCACAUUUUUUGCACCCCAGAACAAAUCGAGGAUGAAAUAAAGAAUGCCCUAGACUUCUUGAAGCAUGUUUACUCAAUUUUCGGUUUCUCCUUCAACUUGGUACUUUCUACCAGGCCUGAGAAAUUCUUGGGAGAAAUAGAAAUGUGGAAUCAAGCUGAAAAGGCAUUAGCGGACAGCUUAGAUGCAUUUAGUUCACCAUGGACAUUGAAUCCAGGUGAUGGAGCAUUUUAUGGUCCUAAAAUCGAUAUUACUGUAACAGAUGCUUUGAAGAGGCAGCAUCAAUGUGCUACUAUUCAACUAGAUUUUCAAUUACCAAUUAGAUUCAAUCUAUCAUAUGUGAGUGAGUCUGGUGAGGCAAAACGGCCAGUUAUAAUACAUAGGGCUAUUCUUGGCUCUGUUGAAAGAAUGAUUGCGAUCCUUACCGAAUCUUAUGCAGGCAAAUGGCCAUUCUGGCUUUCACCUCGUCAAGUUAUGGUGAUACCAGUAGGACAAAAUUAUGAUGAUUAUGCAAAACAAGUCAGAGAUCAAUUGCAUGAAGCAGGAUUCAUGGUUGAAGUUGAUACUGACGCUGGUGAUACAUUGAACAAGAAAAUAAGGAAUGCUCAGUUGGCACAGUUCAACUACAUUCUGGUUGUGGGAGAAAAAGAAAGAUCCAAUGGAACAGUUAAUGUAAGAACAAGAUCUAAUGAAGUACAUGGGGAGGCUACAAUUCCAGAUUUGAUAGCUAAACUGAAAAAACUGGUUGAUCAGCCCGAGCUGAAACAAACAGAUUCAGAAUUUUAAGGUAUAUUUGAAAAAAAAAAGCAUACUUUAGCUUAACUCAAUGGUAGACUAGUUUUUACUCUAUGAAAAUUAGGGUAUUGUUAUUUAUUAUUUUCACCCUCAUUUAAAUAAAUAACUCUGAACUGUCA